This is a messenger RNA of Rhincodon typus (whale shark), 2446 nucleotides long. Its product is annotated as nuclear receptor subfamily 5 group A member 2-like. Gene Ontology annotation, molecular function: nuclear receptor activity; RNA polymerase II cis-regulatory region sequence-specific DNA binding; zinc ion binding. Gene Ontology annotation, cellular component: RNA polymerase II transcription regulator complex. Bases 14 to 1516 code for a protein of 500 amino acids. The transcript has 7 exons. NCBI's taxonomy places the organism in Eukaryota, Metazoa, Chordata, Chondrichthyes, Orectolobiformes, Rhincodontidae. Gene Ontology annotation, biological process: regulation of transcription by RNA polymerase II; tissue development; hormone-mediated signaling pathway. The record is from RefSeq and is a predicted model, not a curated record.
UAGUGUGUCUGCUAUGUUACCAAACCUGGACACUGAAUCCAACUUUUUGUACGUACAGCAAUCGGAAUCAAACCAAAUGUUGCUACAGAAUUCCAAAGUUAAGAUGGAGUUCCCAUUUGAAGCUGCCUAUGAGGAACUGUGUCCAAUUUGUGGAGAUAAAGUUUCGGGAUAUCACUAUGGUCUUCUGACUUGCGAAAGUUGUAAGGGGUUUUUUAAACGCACAGUUCAGAAUAACAAACGCUACACCUGUGUGGAAAACCAGAGCUGUCAAAUUGACAAAACCCAGAGGAAACGGUGCCCUUACUGUCGGUUCCAAAAAUGCUUGACUGUUGGAAUGAAGCUGGAAGCUGUACGAGCAGAUCGCAUGAGAGGUGGUCGGAAUAAGUUUGGGCCCCUGUACAAACAAGACAGGGCGCUGAAACAGCAAAAGAAGGCCCUCAUUCACAGCAAUGGAAUCAAACUGGACCCUGCCUCCUACAUGGUGCAGAGCUUACCAAAGGACCUCAGCUCUCCCGUCGCCAGCGAGAGCCUACAUUCUCCAUCCAAGUGCCUUUCCUUGAGCUACAACAGCCUAUCAUCAGCAGCGGGAGAUUACGAGAACAGUGCAGCCAGCACUUUGCCAGUCAACGUGCCCUUCGCCCCACACGGCACCAUGCCAGGCUACCACCUGUGCAGCCCCUUCCCGAGCUGUCACAUCAAGUCAGAACACAUGGACCCCAGAUACGCGGGCUCACCAGAGCCGAUGCUCAGCAGCCUGUACCUAGAGACCUACAGGCCCAAUCCAUCGGCAGCUGUGCCCCAGCUGAUCCAGGAGUUGGUGAAGUGUGAACCAGAUGAGGCACAGGUCCAGGCAAAGAUCUUAAGCUACCUCCAGCAAGAGCAGACUGCCAGGGGGAAGCACGAGAGGCUCAAUACAUUUGGAAUCAUGUGCAAACUGGCUGACCAAACCUUGUUCUCAUUGGUGGAAUGGGCCAGGAGUAGUAUAUACUUCAAGGAGCUGAAGGUGGAUGACCAGAUGAAACUUCUCCAGAACUGCUGGAGCGAACUUCUGGUCAUGGACCAUAUCUAUCGGCAAGUGGCCCAUGGGAAGGAGUCAAGUGUCCUCCUGGUAACGGGGCAACAGAUUGAUCUGUCAACCAUCACUUCCCAAUCAGGAGCCACGCUGAAUAACCUGGUGACCCGCACGCAGGAGCUGGUCACUAAACUUCGCUCUCUGCACACUGACCGGCAUGAGUUUGUCUGCCUGAAGUUCUUGGUACUCUUCAGCCCUGACGUGAAGAACCUGGAAAACCGCCCCUUUGUCGAGACCAUUCAGGAGAAGGUGAACAGGGCUCUGAUGGACUACACAAUGUGCUUCCCACAGCAAGCUGACCAGUUUGGACAACUACUCCUCAGGCUCCCUGAAAUACGAGCCAUCAGCAUGCAAGCUGAAGAAUACCUCUACCUCAAGCAUUUGAAUGGAGAUGUCCCUUGUAACAACCUGCUGAUUGAAAUGCUCCACGCUAAGCACGUCUAAUGUGGGAAAACAUGGAUCUUACACAAGAGGGAGCCACUGCCUGAGGAUUUUUUUUUCGGAUUCAAGAUCAUCUGAUAGAGGGAGGAGUAUAUCAAAUGAGCUUAGCGCACUUACAACCAGAGAGAAAGGAAGAGCCAAGCUCUUCAAUAAACAUUUUCUUGAAUGGAUUACACUUUCCUCUGGGGCCCAUUUUUCUUUUCACCAACCCAUCCUAAGUGUCCCAGGUGUGACUGAGAAUGGGACACAAUGGAAAAUGUGAUCCACACUUGUUGUACAGUUCCACUUCCAGUCGAUGUUGUUCAAUCACCUCUCAAAGGAUAUCCAAGUCAAAAACAAGAUAGUUGCAGCUUUGUAAGUAGUUUGGCAGAACGAUGCUGCCAUUGGCACCCAUAAAGGUGGCAAUUAGCGGAGGUGGAAGGAAUGAGGGAUUAUAAUUCCACGUUUCUGCUUUGUUGCAAUCCCCUUCGUUGCAGCUGGUAUCCCAUGAGUGAAGAGGGGGCACAGAAGCAAAUGUGGUGUCGAAGUGACAAAGGUCAGCCCUUGAACAUCAAAGAUGGUGGACUGUACGCCAGCCUCCUUCAUCGAAAGGGGAUAAAGUCGCUAUUGCAGGCUGCUGCUUGUCAACCCAACAAAACACCAACUCUUAGACCUGAGACUUUUGUUGUCCCAACCCAGAAAGUACAGCUCUACACCAAGCAAGUUAAUGGACCAGUCCUGGUCUCAUUCUGAUGGAGCUGCCAGACAUGCUUUGAUAGAGAAGAGUACCGAGCUGAUCAGAUGUCUUGUGGCACUUGCUAUCCCAGGACAGAGUGCACUGACAGGGGUGACACUAUGGUGUCUGUAAGAGGUAGCAGCUGAAGAAGGGAGAGGAGGAAAUUAUUAUAGUUAUAGAAUCAUACAGCGUGGAAACAGACCUUUCGGUCCAACCAG